This is a messenger RNA of Gloeophyllum trabeum ATCC 11539, 905 nucleotides long. RefSeq lists its product as uncharacterized. Gene Ontology annotation, cellular component: cytoplasm. Lineage: Eukaryota; Fungi; Basidiomycota; Agaricomycetes; Gloeophyllales; Gloeophyllaceae. The record is from RefSeq and is a predicted model, not a curated record. The transcript has 9 exons. Gene Ontology annotation, biological process: import into nucleus. Bases 52 to 792 code for a protein of 246 amino acids.
CCACUCUUUUCCAGACACCACAACUUACCCUAAUUUCUUGCUUUCUUGGACAUGGCGGCUGCUGGCAGAUCUGCACUCAUCUUGGGCGCAACUGGCGCGACGGGGAAGCACCUACUCCGCGAACUCUUGUCCUCCUCGUACUACUCGCGCGUGGGCGAGUACGGGCGGCGAGUGACCCCUCUCGACGGCCUUACCAGCGGGAAGGAGAAGCUCGAGCAGAAGCAGAUUGAUUUUGAGAAACUAGAGGAGGCUGGGUUGGACGCGGGGAAGUGGGAUGUGGUUUAUAUCACGCUCGGCACGACGCGCGCAAAGGCCGGAAGCGCCGCGGCUUUCGAGAAGAUCGACAGAGAGUAUGUGGUGAAUGCUGCCCGCCUAGCCAAGUCCAACGACCCCACGCACAAGCAACGGCUCGUUUACCUCUCCAGCGGCGGUGCGAACCCGAGUGCGCCCUUCCUUUACCCUCGGAGUAAAGGCCUGACCGAACUGGCGCUGGCGUCGCUGGGCUAUGACGACACUAUCAUCCUCCGACCGGGGUUCUUACAGAACGCUCAGCGGGGAGAAAGCAGGCCGGUCGAGUCGGUGCUUGUUCCGGUCUUCUCGGUGAUCUCACGGUUCGUGAGUAUCGCCAUCGACGUGUCUGUGUUGGCAAAGGGUAUGCGGGUGGCUGGCGAGCUGGGUAGCGCGGGUCUGCCGAAGGAGGUUGGAGCCACGACUGAGGGCAAGGAAGGGGAGAAGUUCACGGUCAUCGGGAACGCGGGGUGUAUCGCACUCGCGAAGAGCGCUUCCUCAUGAAUGUGGAAGAGUGAUCCGUAUUGUAUGAUGUGAUCGAUGGAGGCUGUAUGAUUAAGUUCAAUGUCAAUUGUGGAUGAUGUUUGGGUCGUGUCUGGUGCCUAUGCUUAUGUUCC